Messenger RNA from Biomphalaria glabrata, 2083 nucleotides. RefSeq lists its product as uncharacterized. Bases 218 to 2083 code for a protein of 621 amino acids. The record is from RefSeq and is a predicted model, not a curated record. NCBI's taxonomy places the organism in Eukaryota, Metazoa, Mollusca, Gastropoda, Planorbidae. The transcript has 14 exons.
GGAAUACUUGUCUUGAACAGAUAUGUUGUUACCUGUGACGGAAUACUUGUCUUGAACAGAUAUGUUGUUACCUGUGACGGAAUAAUUGUCUUGAACAGAUAUGUUGUUACCUGUGACGGAAUACUUGUCUUGAACAGAUAUGUUGUUACCUGUGACGGAAUACUUGUCUUGAACAGAUAUGUUGUUACCUGUGACGGAAUACUUGUUUUGAACAGAUAUGUUGUUACCUGUGACGGAAUACUUCAAGUACUUCAUCGUUGCCUUGCCUUUAAACGUGGUGGCUAACGUAGUUCUUAGUUUCACUGGGGUCACUGAGGUCGUGGUCAACAAUGAGCGUAAAGAAGAUUCUGGAAGUUCGGAAAUGUCCAGAGAUCUCGGAGUGUUUAAGGGAAUACAUAUCAUUACCGUGUCCAGAGCGACCUACGUCUCUGUUGUACUUCACUCCCCUUGUCCAGCUGACAAGCAAAGAAACUGGAAAGUGAUGUUCAACUCAAUACUGCCCCGUUCACUUUUUAUCGAUGUGUAUCUUUGGGAGACAGUCUUCUAUAAAAGUCAUGAACAAUAUAUCGUUGUUGUCUACAAGAUUCCAAAUCAAUUUUUUAUAAUAUUGGAUGGCGUCAGCAUUCACAGAACACUUGGCCCCGACAAAUACAACGAGACGGUGCUGCAACGUCUAUACUUUUCCUCUGUGCAAAUUGAGAGCAGACCUGGGAGGCAUCAGCUCUAUAGCCUCAACGCCCAUAAAUUUGGGGCUUACUUGUAUGGCUCUGAAACACAGGAACAGACUCAGCUUUUUAUGACUCCAUUAGGCUUCGUCUCACAACCAGCGGUGCGAUGGGGCAAGUUUGAAGGCGGUACCACGGAAGAAGAGAAAUGCGAUGCGGAGUCACGUGGGAAGGACGUGUCUGAGGGAGAUUUCAUUGAUAACGACUGCGAUUUUUCGGUGGACGAAGAGCUGAAGGAUGGGAUAGAUAAUGACCAAGACGGGAAAAUCGAUGAAGAUAUUACUUUGCCAUUUCCCCGUAACGGUGAGUGGUCUGGUUGGGAACAAUGGCAAUGUGAAAGUAUCGACGGGACGCUGAAAAACCGAUCAAGAUCGUGCACCAAUCCGGCACCAACGAAAGGUGGCUAUGAUUGUGAAGGACCCUCAGCUCAAUCGAAAACCGGCAAUUGUCAGCAUGUCAUCCAGGGCAUAGUGGACGGGGAGAUGGUCAAUGUAGCUGUUGAAUGUCUGUGUGAUGAGACAUUAGGAAAUCUUUCCAUGGCGAAACUGAAAAGGGAUUGCAUACCACCGCCUAGUCCUCAAGGUGAACCAUGCAAAGGGAACAAAGAACUUGUGGGGCCUGAGAACACCUGUCCGAAGAGUUGUCUUAAAAAGGAAAUAUGUCGCUUCGAAAGAAACUCCAGCCUAGCUACUCAGGUGACUUCGGAAUACGCUGGAAGAAAUUUAUAUGCAGAUCUGGAAGGAUGCAGAAGUGCAUGUCAAAGUGAAGCGACUUGUCAAGGUUUUACCGUAUCGAUCAAGAAUCCAUCCAGUCCUGAUUGCUGGUUGUUCUAUCAUCUGAUCUUCGGAAAGGAAAACGCGACAUAUGAGUCAUACAUACAGAGAUGUACCAUGGUCUGUGAACCUGGAUACUUCUCUAAGGAAUAUAACACGAGAGACUACUCUACAUGCACAAAAUGUCCAAAAGGAACCUAUAAAAAUUUUACAUCUUCAGGACCUUGCCUUCUCUGCCCCACGAAUUGGACUACGCCUUUAGUCGGAAGCACCAGCAUUAAAGAUUGUGACAUAGUAUUCUGUCCACCCGGAUACUUCUUGAACAUGGACCGCAAAUGUCAGCCGUGUCAACUGGGCACUUAUAAAAAUAUCCAAGGAAAUGAAGCCUGCUUGCCAUGUCCAGCAGAUAAAAUGACGGCCACUGUUAGCACCACUGAUCAAGCCACACUGUACUGGGGAUUGUGUCACAACAUAUGGAGACAAGUUUUGGUGCUCUGGAUGACCAAAGAGUUCUCCAAUGUUGCACAGCACUGUACUGGGGAUUGUGUCACAACAUAUGGAGACAAGUUUUGGUGCUCUGGAUGA